AAAAUGUCGGGAGAUAUACCAUUAAACAUCAACAUCAAAGAGCCUCGCUGGGAUCAAAGCACAUUUGUUGGACGCGCUAACCACUUCUUCACUGUAACCGAUCCUAGGAAUAUAUUGUUAUCCAACGAACAAUUAGAAAAAGCAAAAACAAUUGUGCACAAUUACAGGCAAGGCAUUGUGGCCCCUGGGUUAACAGAAGAUGAACUCUGGAGAGGAAAAUAUAUCUAUGAUUCAGCCUUCCAUCCAGAUACUGGUGAAAAGAUGGUUUUGAUUGGCCGUAUGUCUGCUCAGGUGCCUAUGAACAUGACAAUUACUGGCUUCAUGAUGACUUUUUAUAGAACAACUCCAGCCGUGGUUUUCUGGCAAUGGAUUAAUCAAUCCUUCAAUGCUAUUGUAAAUUAUACCAACAGGAGUGGAGAUGCUCCAAUUAAUGUCAGCCAGCUGGGAACAGCCUAUGUUUCUGCUACCACAGGUGCUGUUGCAACUGCUCUAGGACUUAAUGCACUCACAAAGCAUGUUUCACCACUUAUAGGACGUUUUGUUCCUUUUGCUGCUGUAGCUGCUGCAAACUGUAUUAAUAUUCCAUUAAUGAGGCAAAGGGAACUAAAGUAUGGUAUUCCCAUUACAGACGAAAAUGGGAAUAGACUGGGUGAAUCAUCCAAAGCUGCUCAACAGGCAAUUGUGCAAGUUGUGGUUUCAAGGAUCCUUAUGGCUGCUCCAGGAAUGGCCAUUCCCCCAUUCAUAAUGAAUACUUUGGAAAAGAAGGCAUUUUUAAAGAGGUUCCCAUGGAUGAGUGCCCCCAUUCAAGUAGGACUAGUGGGUUUCUGUUUGGUGUUCGCAACCCCUCUGUGCUGUGCAUUAUUUCCACAGAAAAGUUCCAUGUCUGUAACGCGUCUGGAGCCAGAAUUACAAGCUAAGAUCAAAGAAAUGAGUCCUGAAUUGGAUCGGGUAUAUUUUAACAAAGGAUUAUGAUUUAUAGAAGGGUGAUAUCUCCUUAAAUUAUAGUUAGAUGAACUUAUUUUAAUUGAGUCUACUUAGUUGAAACAAUGCAGUCCUGAUGCAUUCUUUCAAUUUUUGUAUAAUUUUGAACACUUGAAAUUAUUUAAGUAUCAUAAGAAAAUGUUCAUAAUUA
Protobothrops mucrosquamatus (brown spotted pit viper) is the source of this 1132-nucleotide messenger RNA. It is a transcript of the gene SFXN1, whose product is annotated as sideroflexin 1. Lineage: Eukaryota; Metazoa; Chordata; Lepidosauria; Squamata; Viperidae. The coding region runs from base 4 to 972 and encodes 322 amino acids. Gene Ontology annotation, cellular component: mitochondrial inner membrane. The record is from RefSeq and is a predicted model, not a curated record. The transcript has 10 exons. Gene Ontology annotation, molecular function: monoatomic ion transmembrane transporter activity. Gene Ontology annotation, biological process: serine import into mitochondrion; monoatomic ion transport.